Anneissia japonica is the source of this 6523-nucleotide messenger RNA. RefSeq names its product PDZ domain-containing protein 7-like. NCBI's taxonomy places the organism in Eukaryota, Metazoa, Echinodermata, Crinoidea, Comatulida, Comatulidae. Gene Ontology annotation, cellular component: plasma membrane; stereocilium tip; cilium. The record is from RefSeq and is a predicted model, not a curated record. Bases 197 to 4462 code for a protein of 1421 amino acids. Gene Ontology annotation, molecular function: protein binding. The transcript has 17 exons.
UUCUACUUUGGUUUCCGUGCAGGUAGCGUCUAUGGAUACGAUAGAACCACAAGUUAGUGCUCACUUUCUUGCUGUACUCUUCGAAUCUACCCGGUUAUGUAGAAGAUUAAGCAUAUCAUUCAUAUUAUAAAUAUAUGGAUGGACAUUAUGUAAACAUUAGAAAAAGAAACAGAAUCUGAAACAUCAUCAUUUCAAGAUGGCUGCCACUUUGGAUCUACAAAGAAAUCUCCAGAAAUUUCAGCGGAAAGCACACUCGCUGCUAACUGAUCUGGAACGCGACUAUCUGCAUGAUAUUCUACGUCAGUACCACAGGUACAAAGAUGUCGAAAAGCUUAUGGUCUGCCUGCAGAGUGCCCUUGAUACGCCAAGAAAGAAAGACCUGUUUAAGGAAAUUCGUUCUCUAAUCCCGCACUCACACUUGCCACAGUUUGAUGAGCUUGCACCGUACUCGGAGAUGGCUCAUCCGUACUCACCAGAGCGAAGGAGAAAAAGAGAACCAAGAUCUGCGUUAAAUGCAGAUGCCUCAGUGCCUUGGACAGGAUCUGUACAUGUCGGCCAGCAUUCUCCCUCCAGCCUUUGCCACGUUACCAUUCAGAAGGUGCAGGGAAGUCUCGGCUUUAGCAUCAGAGGUGGCUCAGAACACGGCCUAGGAAUAUUUGUCAGUUCUGUUGAUCAUCGCUCACCAGCAGAUGUGAAUGGUCUAGAAGUGGGCGAUCAAUUGAUUGAAGUGAAUAAUGUGAAUUUUGAGAACAUCGCCACCAGCAGUGCAGUAAUGGUGCUCCAGGGGAGUAACAGAUUACGCAUGAAGGUGAAACGAACGGGCAAAGUACCAGGCUUCAAGUACGCACGAGAAAAGACUUCAUGGUAUGACACUGUUGAACGAACCAUAACAGACCAGAAUGAGGAUGGGCAGCCUACACCGCCACGAUUCAACAUGUCCGGUACAAGGAUGUUGCAAGAUGCUGGCGAGAGAAGAGUUAUUAUCAAGCUUGCACCUGGACAAUGCAUCGGCUUUAACUUAAGGGGUGGCAGUGAAUAUGACUUGGGAAUCUAUGUCUCAAAACUUGAUCCAGAUGGUGCAGCAAAGAAUAGUGGGAUCCAAGUAGGUGACCAAAUUGUGAAUGUAAAUGGCGAAAGUUUUCUCAACAUAUCACAUGUUCGGGCGAUUGAUUUCCUACGCAACCAGCGCCAUCUUAUAAUGACGAUAAGGACAGUAAACAGAUAUCCGGCCUAUAAAGAGAUGGUGGCAGAGUAUAGUUGGGUGAAUGAACAACCGAUUAAGAAAAAUAAACGUCCACAGUCACGUUCUUCACCGAAGAUGCCACCUCUGAUACCCGCAUAUGCAAAUGGUUCCAGCAUGCAAGUACCAAUGGACCAUACAGAACGCUUUACUCAGACUCCUCCAUUAGACGAAGGAGGGGUGGCACAGAGAAUUCCAUCAAAUGAUGGCAUUAAUACUGGUAUGAAUAGACUUUCUUCUCAAAAUAGUCAUUUAGGUGUAAAGCAGCAACAGCAGCCGCAGUACAAGAGAGUGGCUUCAACUGGUGACCUCAAACAUUUUGAAAGAUUAUCAGAGGGGGUAGCGGCAAGUGCAGUAAUAAAUAUGCCAAGACGGCAAUCUCAACCACCUCCGUACUCCGCAACCUCACAGAAUUAUCCCGCAGCAUUGCAAACUACCUCGACUACACAGAUUCAGGCCAUUCCUCCACCAGCAGUAACUCACCAAGAAAUUUCAGCAGCUGCAGACCAUGCAGACAGUGGAUCAUCUAAGAGUGUACAACCAUCUCGGAAUCAGCCUGUUAUGGGAACGCAUGCCUUGAAAAGUGAAAAGCGCAGCCUAGGUCGCUCUCACAGUAUGAAACAUCCUGGAGAAAAGAGCCUGCCGCCCAUGCAGGAGAAGGAAAUGAAGGAAAGACAAAAGGUGAAGCGCAAUAGAACAUUCAGAGAAAUUUUAUUUGGAAUGAAAAUGAAGAGAAAAGAGAAAGAAAAAGAUAAAUCAAAAACAGGUUCAAUGAGUGGCAAGGUAAAACGUCGUAUUCCAUUAGGAAGUUUCCGGAAGACAAAAACUUCAAGAAGUCUUGAUGAACUGGAUAAAGUGAGCCGUGCUGAUACCGAUCCUUCGUGGGCCAAUAAAACAUGGGCUGUAAGGCGGAACAGUAUUGGUGACCUAAGAUCAGUUGAAGCAGGCUCUAGUCAUGGUACCAGUAGUGAUGGAAGGCAGAGUGUUGCAUCCCUGCAAGCUACCACAAGAAGCAAUUCACCUGAACCAGAAUUUGACUUUGAGCCUGCAAUAACCUGUAUGAUGGAGUUGGCUCAGCGACUGCUUACACAGGAUGAAUGCACAGCCAUUGUCAGACACAUCAGACGGUAUCAUGAGGACCACGAUGUAGAGCAACUUGUGCAUCCAUUGUUAGCAAUUCUCGAUAAACCAGAGAAGGUGAUAUUAUUACGAGAGAUCAGAAGUACUCUCUACCAAACUGACCUGGGUCGAUUUGAAAGUAUGGUGGCUAGAAGAGAGGCUGCUGCAUUUGAAGAGCUCCAGUCAGGCACAUCUAACUACAUUCGUAAAUCACCGAUGUUAAGGAGAUCAACUAAAACAGCACCACCAAAGAAAACAAUUCUUGAAACAAAACCAAAUACUCUUGGAGGAUUCCACCUGCAGACAACUCAAAACAUGAACAGAGAGAAACGGAGAAAAGAGGAACUUGAAAGAUUAAAAAAAGAAAGGCAUGAAGAAAUACAGAGGAAAAUGAAAGAGCAAAAGGAAGCUGAUGAUUAUGCUGAAAGAGCAAUGCCAUAUGGUCAUAUUAUAGGGAAAUCUAAUAAUCGUCCAAUCGGAGGGAACACUUCAGAUUUCAAAUUGACAUUACCAACUGAAGACAUUUAUCACAAUUCUAAUAAAAACACUUUGUCAGAAAGAAACAGUGAACAAUCAACAACAACAAUGAAUGCUGAUCGUAGCACAAGUCCAAAACAUGCACGUGGUAAACAUAAAAGGAUAGAGGUUAGUGAUUAUUUUCAAAGAUCAGAUGAAGAUAGUGAGAUCUCUCCUAUACCUGAUAGAAAGUCUGUGAAAAACCUGCAGAAUGGUAGAUCUUCUGGAAAGACAUCAGAAAGACAAAAUCAAAAAAGAAUGAUUGUUAGCGAUUACCUACAAAGAAGUGACAGUGGUGAGGAGGAGGAAGAUGAUGAUAAUGAGGUCUCACCAAUUGUUAGAAAGAAGUCAAUUCAGAACCCAUAUCAAGACCAUACAUCCACAGGACCAUCACAGAAAUUGGGACAAAAGGAUGGAACGAAGCAAGAGAAACCUAAAGAGGGGGUAGUGCAGUUAAGCAAUGGCUUGAGUAAUAAUUUUGAAGACUUGGACAGUAGUCUGGGCUCUGGCAAGUUCACAGCCAACCCAAUCUUUGGAAUGGACAAUAUUCCCAAAAAAGCACCCAAUGAAAGUGAAGAGAACACGAGGCCAAGAAGUGCCGUUCGUUUUGAACUCAAUGCUAAUUUUUACAGUCCAGAGGUUUCACCACGUGAUAGCGAUUCUAGUCCAAGAUAUAUUACCACACCUGACAUUAUUGUCAAUGAUGAACUGGAUUUCGUAAUAGAGGAUAAUGAGAGUGUGGAGAGUGAUGGUAGUCUUGAUCACAUCCCAACCACUAUCGAUGACGAUGAUGAGGAGUCUGAGCUCCGGUUUAGUGAUGAGUCAGACACAAGUGCGCAAAUGAUGAGCAGGAAAGGAAAAUACAAAUUUGUAACAGAUGAUGCUGAUGCAUUCUCUACAAGUUCCUCUUCCACUCUAAAGGGAGGGAUGCCAGAGAAGAGAUCAUCUAAUCUACAUGCAAGAUCAAGGAAUAAGACUCCAUCACCAGUAAGAUUCCACAAGCAGGAUAACAAACCAUCACCAUACUAUCCACUUGGGGAUUUCAACCAGAAGAACAAGGACUUUAAUGACAGGCAGCAGCUGAGCGUUGAUGGCAUGGAAGAAUACUUUUCUGAAAGAGAGUCCAAACUCUCAUUUAAUGGAUCCCCUAAUGCUCCGAAGAAGGGAAUUCUAAAAAAUAAAUCUGAGAAACCAGUACUAUCAAAUGGAUACAAUAGCGAGGAGGAACCAUUCCCAUUGAAAGCAAUCAUUCACAGUGCCAGGAUGGAGGCUAAUACGAGUCACAGUGACAACAGUGAGAUGGAUGAGGGCAUUGUUCAAAGAGUUAUAAAGAAAACAAGAACUUCGUUAGGUAUUAGUAUCUCAGGUGGCAGUGAUUCCAGACAGCAGCCACAGGUGUUAAUUGAUAAAGUAUUCCCAGGUGGCGCAGCCCAUGACGAUGGCUUUAUACAGCCUGGUUUCCAGUUGGUUAAAGUUGAUGGCCAGUCACUGCAGAGUUUGUCGCACAACCAAGUGGUGGAGGUCAUUCGCAAGGCAUACAGCAAUGCCGCACGGGACAGGAUGACAGUCACUGUUCUCACCUCCUGAACAAUGGACUAGCAAUGGCGUAUUUAUGACGAUGAGGAGGGUGAUGAUAAAUUGUGGAAAUUUUUUAGUUUUUGUGUCUAGUUGAGUGCAGCUCAUUUCAGUAUAAGAACAAUAAAUCUCCGAUGUUUGUGGUUAACCUCUGUGAUGCAUUGGUACAGAAUGCAAUUGUUGAUGAGCCUCCAUUACCGUUGCAUAACAUGUGAAUGAGGAUCAGAUAGUCUGCCCUUUAGCUAUUCCAGCAUGCAUCAUCACACCCUCAUCUAAUGGUGGUGACCAAGAUCAAAGUGACUGUACUUAUAAUAUGUAAUUAUAACUGGUUUUAUAUUAAAUUUGUGAUGCAAUGUUUAUAAUAUGAAUCUAAAUAUUUGGGCUAGAACAAAUAAAAUAAUGAUAUGAAUUUAUGGAUUAUUUUAACUUGAUGGAAAGUGAUAGUUAAUUGAUCUAGAUGAUAAAAUUCACCAAUACAUUUCUUUAUAUAUAAAAUAGUGUGAGUUUGAGUAAGAAAAAAUGCUGCAUAUAAUGAUAAUGAUAGUAGUAAUAAUGAUAAUAAUAAUCAUGAUAAAAAUUGGUGGCAAUAUAGUAUAAAACAGCAACAGGGAAAUACCAUGAUUCAUGCAUAGUUAUUAUAAUGGAUCCAUUUUUCUGUGUGUUGUGAACAACUAUUUUUACAGUUUAUCAUUAUUACUAUAAUCAUUAUUAUUAAUCAUCAUAAAUAUUAUCAGUAUUAUUCAGUAAUAAUUUUAGUACCGGUAUUCAAUCAAUCAUUAAUCAAUCAUCAUAUAUUCCGAAAUCGAAAUACAACUUAAACUACCUAAUAGGAAGAUUUCGCAAUCUUACGAAAACGAUAACGAAUACAUCAUUAUCAAUAUCGUCAUUCGUGCCUGAAAUAUUAUUGACAAUAUGCUGUGGAGCUGCAAUCCUUAAUCCUUAAUCCUGAAUUAAUCCUUAAUUAAUAAAAAAGGCAUGAAACACCAACGUUGUGACAGAUAUGCAGUGUAUGGGAAGGGUUGUCUAAAAAUUUUGUGACGUAUUCGUUAUCGUUUCCGUAAGGUUGCAAAAACUCCCUAUUAUUAUUAUCCUAAUUGAAAUGUAAAUUUUGUGCACAGAAUGUGCAUCGUCCAUAUUCAACAACAACUCACUUGACAGUAUUUGAUCAAUAAUAACCCUGGGUGUAAGCUGGGGUGCAGGGUGGGGACCAUGAUGGCAAAUUAGUUCUACUAAGUGGGUUAAAAUACUAAUAAUGAGUUUUCAUCCACAGACCAAAACCUGCCUAUACCCCUGAUAACCGAUAUGUUACUAGAACUUGCCAGACAUCACAAAUGUAAUUACUGAUAUUUUGUUAUUAGAAAGAUGUUUUUAAACAGUCAUAAAGAUGGACACAUCAAAUCAAGUAUAAAAGUGAAAAUCAAAUUGUUAAAAUUAUUAUAAUUUAACUUUAUAGGCUUAGCAUGGCUUUUGUCAACAUAACUAUUUUCAAGUAUUUGUAUCCAGUAUUAUGGUAGAUAAUUCACUCCAUAGUCAUGUUAGCUGCAAAAUCAUGUUUGGGAAGAGUCGUUUGAAAUAGAACCAAACCAACAUUCCAUAGGUAAAGCAAGUCAUGUAAUAAUUGUAUAUUAUUUUAAACUGUGCAAUAGAUAUCAAUGAUAUUGAUUGAGUUUUAUGAGGGUUAAGAUAUUAAUUUGUAUAUUUUAGGAUAGAAAUAUUUUAUACUUCUGUUAUGUUUUUUUAUAACGAUUCAGUAGCAUUUAUAUAGUAUGGUAGGUUAUAAUCAUGACCAUCUUUAUACUCAGUCCCCAUCAUACUCAUCAUAUUUUGUCUUUGUCAUCAUCGGUACCAUUUUGCAUCUUAUAAACCUACUACCUUCAUUAUUAUUCUUCAUCAUUUUCAUUAUUAAAUCUUCAGCAAUCAUCAUGGUCACUCUGCAUUGUUUUAAUCUUUCCAACCGAUCCAGUUCAAUUUGAUGUGAUUUUAUUAUUGUAGUUUAUUUUUAAUGUUCUUGCAAAAAAAUAUUUUCUUUAAAUAAAUAUUGAGCAAUUUGGAUUUGCUCAUACAUAAAAUAAA